UCCUUUAGUUUUCAACCAGUAAUGCAAGUCUAACCAACAGGUCGAUCAUUUAUUACAGCAGAAAAACCAACAUCUACUGGUCAAUUUCUUCACAACUGUCGUCGGAACAAAGCUGCUGCGGUGUCUUGGUGCGGCCAUUGGGGGGCGCUGUGGUUUAAACGCUGCAGUGUUUUGGUCCAGACGGACCCUCUCGUCAUGGUCGUUGGUAGCGAGCCGCCAGUUGCCUAGUGACGAAAAACUCCAGACUGCUGCUGCUGAUUUCCUGCGUUUUCAAAACCUCGUCGCUGCCACUCCUCUAGUUCCAAGUUUUCUCAACACAUUUCCUAUGUUUAUCUCGUCUUCACCGCUGGACUAUGGUGCAAAAGUAGCACUUAAAUCUCGCGGGGAGCUCCGCGCCACGUGUUUAUCGUGUCGUGUUAUGAAUAGUUUUGAAGAAUGAUGAAUAAUUACAUCUCCAUCAGGGUCGUUGGGAAAGGGAGCUAUGGGGAGGUGAACCUGGUGAAACACAAGUCAGACCGAAAACAGUAUGUUAUAAAGAAGCUGAAUUUGACCACUUCCUCUAAGAGGGAGCGACACGCCGCAGAGCAGGAGGCACAGCUCCUGUCCCAGCUGCGACAUCCCAACAUUGUGACGUACAAGGAGUCGUGGGAGGGAAAUGACUGCCAGCUGUACAUUGUGAUGGGUUUCUGUGAAGGUGGUGACCUCUAUCACAGACUUAAGCAGCAAAAGGGGGAGCUUUUACCUGAGAGGCAGGUGGUGGAGUGGUUUGUCCAGAUAGCCAUGGCACUCCAGUACCUGCAUGAGAGGAACAUUCUCCAUCGAGACCUGAAAACACAGAACAUCUUCCUGACAAAAACCAACAUCAUCAAAGUUGGGGACCUCGGCAUUGCACGAGUUUUGGAUAACCAGAAUGAUAUGGCCAGCACACUCAUAGGGACCCCAUACUACAUGAGUCCUGAGCUCUUCUCCAACAAACCCUACAACCACAAGUCAGAUGUUUGGGCCCUGGGUUGCUGUGUGUAUGAAAUGUCCACACUUAAACAUGCCUUCAAUGCCAAGGACAUGAACUCACUGGUGUAUCGCAUAGUAGAAGGAAAGCUGCCACAGAUGCCCAGUAGAUAUGAUCCCCAGCUGGGAGAUUUGAUCAAGAGCAUGUUGUGUAAGAGACCCGAAGACAGGCCGGAUGUCAAACUUAUCCUCCGGCAGCCCUUCAUCAAAAGACAAAUUGCCAUGUUCCUUGAGGCCACCAAAGAAAAAACUGCCAAAUCAAGAAAGAAAGCUGCGAUUGGAAUUGGUGUUUGUAGAGAGAACAGCGAACUGUCUGUGAUUUCAUCUCAGCCCAAACCUGAGAGACUGCCUCCAAGUCCUCAGCGGGAACCUCUUGUCAGGGUGAAACGGCCUCAGAAAGAAGAGAAAUCACAACAGCGUAACAUUUAUAACGGUGUCACCGACUGUACUCCAGUCCAAACUACUCCACCACCACCCAAACCCCUUUCGCCCGAUGAUCUCAAAGUCAGCUCCGCAUCCCUGGCAACUGUCAGCAACAUCAAUAUUGAUAUCCAACUGCAGGAGGAUGAAGACCCGUUGAAGAGACAGCUGCAGAGGCCCCAGUCAGUUGGGUCACACCACCGGGCAGGUAAUGAACACGUGACUCGCAGUGUGCACAAAGACAGCAUUGGAAGGGGGAAACCAGAUCCUUCCCCCCGUCUUUCCCCCGUUAAGCUCCCUCUCAAGUCUGUGUCAGGUGUUGGCAGUAGGGGAGGCGAAGAGAGAUGGGCACCCAGUGGAUUGUUAGACAUUCAGCCACAGGCCACGCCAAAACCUGGGGAUACAUUUUCUGUCUUUGGGGAGAAGCAGAUGAAAGAUGUGGAUGCUAAGGAUGAUACCGUGGAGUUACUUCAAGAGGCUGAAAUGGAGAAGCCAAAGCUGAAAGUGGAGAAAGGGGCUGCUCUGUCUGCACACAAAUUUAAUACAGAACAAAUUGGAGUGGGUGUGGAAGUGAUUAUGGAAAAUAAAGAUGACACCAUUACUCUUCUCAAAGGAGCUCCAACACAACAACCACAUACCUCAGACAUCCAAGACAUCUUAGAAUCUACUGAAAAGCUGUUAGAGCCGCUCCCUCCAACUCUGGAGCCUGAGAUGGAGCAAACUCCCUUGCCAGUCAGUAAGCCGGGUCUGACCACUCCUUGCCAAACUCCCCCACAGUUUUCAUCAGAACCUUCUAUGUCACAGCGGCACAGAGCGAAAGACAAAAGAUGGACACAUGGGGAGCAGCACAAGUCUAAGGUGGCUGCUCUGAGACCUUUACCUCCACUUCCUGUUGAGAGCAGAGCCACGGAGGAGAAGAAGAGGAACAAGAGGAGCACGGAGAGCAAGAAAGCUGACAGGGCUGCAACCUCCACAUCAGUUAGUUCCUGUAAGAAUGGAUUGUCUCCCCUGCCACAGGAUCGUCCUUUGUCUGCCAGAGAGAGGAGGAGACUGAGGCAGUCCCAAGAGAGCGCCAGUCAACCAGGUGUUGAUGCUGUAAGAAGAGCAUCAUAUGACGUCACCUCCACCAAGGCUGAGCACUACAAUGCCCCAGUCUCCAGAUCUGCUUCAGACACUAUGGCUGGGACCAACAGAAAGCAGGAGAAGUUGCUGGAGCAAAGGUCAGAUGACGAUGAAUGCAGCUCAUCUGCGAGUUCCACAGAGCGUUUGGAUGGAGACUGCAGGGAGAAGAAGACUGAAUCCAGCGACAUGCAGGAUUUAGUCCACAUGAUGACUCAAACUUUGAGUAUGGAUGUCUCAGAUGGUGUGAGCGAGGUGGACAGAGGCAGAUGGCAGAUUGGCUCUACUGCGCUGCCAGAAUUUAAACUGAACAGGAAGUACAGGGACACCCUGGUGCUUCAUGGGAAGGGUCGAGAGGAAGCGGAGAACUUGUCGCUCGGUGAAAUACCAAUAGGCUCCCCGUCCGGUCCAGCUAAGAUAAGGAGAGCGAUAGAACAACUGAGGACAGAUGUGAUGAAGGGCCUGGGGGUCAAGCUGCUGGACAAAGUACUGGAAAUCAUGGAGGAGGAUGACGACACCAAGCGAGAGCUGUGCCUCCGUGAACAGAUGGGAGAUGAAAAAUACCAAGCUUACGCCGUGAUGGUGAGGCAGCUGAAAUUCUUCGAGGAUAUUGCCUUCAAGGUUUAGAGAAGAACAGUGUGUAUAGGCUAACAUACGCAUUUGUACUUCCUUGAUACCGCUUGUGAGUACAUGUUCACAAGAGUCAAUCAUUUAGACAGUUCUCGCAUCACAGAAUAUGUUGAAACUAGAGCUGAAACAGAUUAAUCGUUUAGUAAUCAAUUACUAUUGACAUUUCAAGGACCAAACAACUAAUCGAGAAAAUAAUCAACAGAUUCAUCGAUUAUGAAAAUAAUCGUUAGUUGCAGCCCCAGUUGAAACGAAACUGAAAGUGAAAAUGGUGCGAUAUUGUUCACAAAGAAGAAUUUGCCUCGUGAGAAAAUCACCCUCCUUUUCCUGCUUACAUCUAAUUUGAAUCUAGUACAAAAACAGAAUUUGAAAUUAAUCCGGUAUUUUUCAGGAUGCCUAUGCAAAUAUUGAAGUCGUGUUAUAGCACCUUGACUGUCUACUUGCUCUACUACGUGUUGUAGUCAUUAUUCUUAUUUUGUCAUUUGUUUAUUUAUAUUGUAAGUCAGAAUUUCAAUAAUUUCUGUCUUUGAUGUUCUUAUACACACAUUAUUGUAAUGUAGAUGCACUGUAGAUAUUAUUAACAUUUUUUAAAUAUUUCUAAUAAAUCCUAAAUAUAU
This is a messenger RNA of Scophthalmus maximus (turbot), 3791 nucleotides long. It is a transcript of the gene nek4, whose product is annotated as NIMA-related kinase 4. Bases 436 to 3174 code for a protein of 912 amino acids. NCBI's taxonomy places the organism in Eukaryota, Metazoa, Chordata, Actinopteri, Pleuronectiformes, Scophthalmidae. Gene Ontology annotation, molecular function: protein kinase activity; ATP binding. Gene Ontology annotation, biological process: protein phosphorylation. The record is from RefSeq and is a predicted model, not a curated record. The transcript has 16 exons.